Messenger RNA from Cylas formicarius (sweet potato weevil), 7488 nucleotides. RefSeq names its product CUGBP Elav-like family member 4. Gene Ontology annotation, cellular component: nucleus; ribonucleoprotein complex; cytoplasm. Gene Ontology annotation, biological process: regulation of alternative mRNA splicing, via spliceosome; mRNA splice site recognition. The transcript has 14 exons. Bases 963 to 2072 code for a protein of 369 amino acids. NCBI's taxonomy places the organism in Eukaryota, Metazoa, Arthropoda, Insecta, Coleoptera, Brentidae. The record is from RefSeq and is a predicted model, not a curated record. Gene Ontology annotation, molecular function: mRNA binding.
UUGUGACGUCAGUUCCGCGCUUCGAAAACUUUUUUAUAUUCGUGAAAAAGUGACCUCUACUCACCUCAAACUUUUUGUCUUGUGUUGUACGAAGAUUUUUUAAGCUUCGGUGUUGUUCUUAGCGUUGGUAUGCUUUUGCGAUCAAUCGUAGUUUUUGCCCGUUGAAACUUUUAAAAAGUUUAGAAGAUAUUUGGAUAUUAAAAAAAAAAAAAUAAUGCCGAUCACACCGUCACUCCCAAACGUAUUCACCACGAAUUGAGAUUUUUCGCAGACUUAAAUUUGUCAUCGUCGAUUGCGAAUUAAUAGAAACUUUUUUUGCCUAAGAACAACGCAGACUUUUACCUUUCGCCACGAAAACUUACGAGAAACUAACCUAACUUUGAGAUACCAAUAACAGUUGUUGAAGCUAGUGACCGAAUAGUGACGGAAGUUUUUCGAAUAGUGAUGUUGCAUGGAUAUUUUCGGUGCGAUUGUGCAAGAGCCGCAUUUGAAAAUUCCGGAGCGAUCGAUGCUGUCUGGCUCUAAAUAAGCUAGUCUAGACAGCUGUCAAGUGAGAGGUCAGCGUUUCGCAACGUUACUGAAUAUUCUCAGCCUCAUACAACAGGUUGCGCAUUCCUGACGUACUUCAAUCCUGAGAGCGCCCUUAACUGCCAGAACGCUCUGCAUGAGAAACACACGUUGUCAGGGGGACUGAGCGCAGCGGCCUUUCGCUGGCGUCUCGGCCCGGUCCUGUUCCAUUCACAAAUGGUUAUUUUGUGAUGAACCGCCCCAUCCAAGUGAAACCAGCGGACAGUGAAAACCGCGGUGAGCCACCGAUGGCGAUGAUAACCCUCGUCAGGAGCGGCGGCGUCUGCUGGAAGUAGGGGUUUAUUACGGGGUGUUAAGACGCAAAGCUAGCUCCCGAUAUAAACCCGAAAAAAUAACAGCCUGGACCCCGGUCAAAUCGCAAGCUGUUUGUGGGCAUGCUCAGUAAGCAACAAACUGAAGAAGAUGUACGGCAGUUAUUUGCACCUUUUGGAACAAUAGAGGAGUGUACCAUAUUGAGGGGGCCCGACGGAUCAAGUAAAGGUUGUGCAUUCGUGAAGUACAGUUCACAUCAGGAAGCACAAGCAGCGAUCAAUAGCUUGCACGGGAGUCAAACUAUGCCGGGAGCCUCUUCAAGCUUAGUGGUUAAAUUUGCAGACACUGAAAAAGAAAGACAACUAAGGCGUAUGCAGCAGAUGGCUGGAAAUAUGAGUCUUUUAAACCCAUUCGUUUUCAACCAGUUUGGUGCUUACGGUGCUGCGUAUGCGCAGCAGCAGGCGGCAAUAAUGGCGGCCGCGACUGCGCAAGGAACGUACAUCAAUCCGAUGGCGGCAAUAACCCAACUCCCCCAUGCAAUCAACGGAAUCGCCAACUCCGUUGUCCCACCUACUUCAGAUGUUCAAGUAGGGCCAGGAUCUGGACAACCCGUCAACGGAGCCAUCCCAAGCCUGCCAUCUCCUACAAUGCCGACAUUCAACAUGGCCGCUCAGACUCCCAACGGACAACCGGCUGGUCAAGAACCAGUUUAUACAAAUGGAAUCCCUCCGCAGACAUACCCAGCCCAUCCGCUGCAUCUGUCCAUACCAGCGCAAGGACUACCGAAUGGCGAAGCUGCCAUGCAGCAUCCAGCAGCAUUUCAGACUAUGCAGCCCGGGUACCCCGGAGUCGCUUACCCCGCAGUAUAUGGCCAAUUCCCACAGGCCAUACCCCAGCCAAUGUCUGCAGUUGCGCCCGCUCAGAGGGAAGUGUUUCUCUCUUCAGGGUGCUCGAUAUCCGGGCCCGAAGGCUGCAACCUAUUCAUUUACCACUUACCUCAAGAAUUUGGUGAUGCAGAACUAAUGCAAAUGUUUCUUCCCUUCGGCAACGUAAUCAGCUCCAAAGUUUUCAUCGACAGGGCAACCAACCAGAGCAAAUGUUUUGGAUUCGUAUCGUUCGACAACCCAGCUAGCGCGCAGGCUGCCAUCCAAGCGAUGAACGGCUUUCAGAUAGGCAUGAAACGACUCAAGGUGCAACUAAAGAGGCCAAAAGAUGCCAACAGGCCCUACUAACCCAUACAAAAUCCAGCCACUAUUGAACAGGGCUGUCAGCCGCUUAUAGUAUACUAGUCUUUAGUUUGUACUUAACCCAAGAUAUAUGCUAAAAAUACAAAAAAGCUAAAUUUCAAUUUAAUAAUAUGUAUGCAGGCCUGGCAUUCCAGCUCCGAGCGUUUCAAUGCCCGCGGCCUUCCACCAUAAACAAACUAAGUGAAGAAAACUCAUUUUAGUUGACUAGCCCAGUGGUUUUAAGGAAGCGUAGGAACUGCCAAAUCGCCUGCUCAUUAAGUCGUGAUUCGAUUGGAACGGAAGCGCAGUUUGUCUUUAUCUUGCUUAAUACUGCUCGGCUACGACACUACUCGAGAAAUUCCAAAUGGGCUGUGAAUAAUUAACAAAUCGGUGUUUGUUGUACAGGCCGUUUCGUCUUCUCGUACCUUUGUGAAGUGUGUAGUAAUCGUUAUUUUAAAAAAUACCCUAAUACGUUUAUGAUAUAGACAAUGUGUGUUUUACUGUAACAAAGCAAAAAGAAAUAUAUUAUAAAGCAUAGUGAUGUUUGUGGUGGAAGGCAUUCGCGCCCCAUCCGUUGCCAAAAAUCCUGUGCCAGGCGUGCCAACUGUGAUUCACUGUUCUAGUCACAGACGAGCUCGGAGAAAUAUUUAUUAACUUUUAAAAAUUUGUUCAUAAUAACAAAAAAGAUACACUAAGAGGCCGUUCGGCAUAUAUUUAAUUAUUAACAACUACUAUACAAAAUAGUAUAAUAUUUCUACUACAUUUUAAGCAUAAUCUUUACAAAGUACCAACUAUAAUAUACUUACUCUGUAAAUUUUUAGAAGUAGUGAUUACAUUUAGGUUAGGAAAGGAGAAAAUUGGUUUUUACCUGAACGAGGGUAACCGUUUCUAUCGACAGAAGUUUCAAAACGUUCGUUUGUUGGUACGGAACGAAAAACACUGGCAAGUGUCGCCCGAAGCUGUCACGUCUCGAAUGAUUUUCACGCACGCACGUGCGUCUGUGAUAGUUUUUUUUUGCCAUAUACGUUGUCGUAUAUAUCGGGCUGCAUCAGAAUUAUUAACGUUUGAAUAUUGCUCGAUAGAAACAGACCGGAACCGAUAUGUAUCGAUUUUAGAAAAAUGCGUUCGAUGAAUUUUAUCAAUUUCUAAGUUUAUAUUAUAAAUUAUUGAAAUAUCAAAUAUUGCGAAUUUCGCCAAAAUAGUUGUUGAAUUAAAACGUUAGAUUCGCGCGCUUCGCGGGGCUAGACUAAGUCAGUCCGUUGGCGGAAUAUGGAAGAAAUUGUUAUUGGGACCGCUGUUACUCAAAUUAGCCACGGUCAGGAAAAGCAAGCAAAAGUCAAACAAAAUAAUUUCGAAAAUGUGCUAAAGAUUUCAACCAGCCAUUAAUUCAAAAUAUAAUCAAAACGUUAACGCAAAGCCCAAAAAAGUUAAACAUACCCCGUGUAGUUGCCAGGAUCAAUGUUAAAUUAACGUUUCCUUGCUUUUUGCUACGUAAUCACAACGAAACAGAAUGCUUAAAAAAUCGGCGAAAAAAUAUUAUUAGGAAAUUUUAAUUGAUUAUUAAAAUAAAUUUAUUUUCAAAUAUUUUUGAAAAAUGAACAUUUGAUAUAUUGAUUUUCUUUAUAGGAAAGUUUGGAAAAUCCUCGGCUCUACUGUGGCAAAUUGGGGUAACACAAUUGUCCCUAAAAAGUGUUUGUUUGGGCCACUCACUAGUCAAAUUACUCUGCCUCUCGGCUGCAGAACUAGUUAAUAAUUUUAGAAUUAUUUUUAAUCUUAAGAUAUACAUAUAUAUUUAGUAGACAUAUGAUAAUAUUUAUUAAAAGGUAUUUAGUCUUACAUACUUAUAAAGUACUUAUAGUUCGCUUAUGUUUAAGUAUUUUUAUUUCGCGUUUAUUGGCUGACAAAUUAUCGUGCAAUAUUUUUACCGAUCGACUGAUACAUCGUAAGAUGAAAAAACGUACUUAUUUAUUUAAAAGUAAUUCAAUUUGUUGGUGGGGUGUGUCGGGAAGCAGAUCAGUUUUUGUUUUAUUGUUCCAAGCAUUUCAUUCCAUUAAAUAUGUAAGAUACAAGUCCAAUAUUAACAAAACUCAAAAGACGAAUUGGUUUCAUAGAACAUAAAGCGCACAUAAUCCCAGUAAAGUAUGACAAUAACUUUGACGGUACGGCACGGUACGACAUAAAACCGAAAUAAAUCUGCUUUCGGUUCUGGUAAAUACACCCCUUGAACCUGUCAAAAUAUUACGUUUGUCUUUUGUAUAUUGUAGAAAAGUCCCGCUUGAUUUACAACAUUCCUUUUUCACUGCAAAAGUCGAUGUGGUGCUCGAAAAUUGAUGAUCCAUAAUAUUGGGUUAGUACUGUACAGGCAAUUUGCCUGUAUAUGUCCACAUCGCUUUAAAAAAAUGGGAGUACGUUUGGCAGCUCCUACUUGAUAACUUUUUGUAUAAAUAAAAUAAAACAUUUUCUCCAAUCAAUAAGAACAGUGUAAAGUAAAUGUUUAAUAUGCGGCAUUUAGAAAACAAACGGGUUUGAAAGAAAAACUUUUUUAUUUAGUGGCCUAAGCAACCUAUGUGUUAUUGAUUUAAUCCGGAAAUCAAUAGGUAUGAUCAAUAAAUAGCGACUUUCCACUUAUAUAGAUGGUAGUUAAUAUUCGGUUUUGUGUGCAAUCGAAUAGCUGAUAGUUCAGGAAAAACUCUUUACCCGUUUGUGUUCUUCAUUAUAGUAAAAAAAAGUUUACUAAUCGCAGCGAACGUGAUUUCAAGGAUACAGGGUAUGUUUUUGCAAUUAUUUGUUGUAAAACUGAAUCGCAUCAUUGAUGGGCGGUCAUUGUGUUCCAUGAUCUCCCGAAACUAACACACGUCCGCUGACACAUUCAGGAUCUUCGCUAGUUCGUGUGUACACCCCUAGUGUUGUCAGCAAAAUACAAAUUUAAAAAAUAUGCGGAGCAGAAAAUCAUUCUAGCUUUGCAUCCGCCAUUGCGUCGUUUUAAAUAAAAAUGCUAAUUGAAGUACGUAAGUGCCAAAUGAAAUCUCUGCUGUAAAGAAUGAUGGCAAAUUCGCUAAAUAUAUUAAAUUUUCUGUUGUUUAAAGAGUCGAUCGGUGCCAAACUAAAAUGCAACCACACUGACGAAUUUUCUUUGUAGUAAUGGCGACGUAUUUCGAUUUGAGGCAAAGAGGGGCGUAUACACAUAGCGCAUGUCAUUUACCAUUUUGUAAAUAAUCUUCGGGGUCCAUUAUGAAGCAUCUCCACCCAAAAAUCAAACAUUCAAAAUUUGUCGACGUUGUAUAAAUUUCUCCCGCAAAAUAGUCAUCGCGUUUUCGGUUUUUGUCUAAUUAAAAUAGGCUAAAUGAACUAUUUUUUAAAUGCGCUUAAAAAAUUGCCAACGGUUUAACGCCGGGGGCGGCUUGCGGAACAGCCGAGGCGGCAAAAGUUUUCGUCAAAACUUGGGCCGCUGUCGGACCGAAGAUGAGUUCUUCGGAUCCGCAUAUUUCACCGUGCAUAUAUUUAUAUCAUUAACAAAAAUUGAAUAUGAAAAUUAUUUUUAGCCGUAAAUAGGUUAGAGUUAGGUUUUUAGAAUUUAGUGGUUAUUUAUAAGAAGUAUGGCAUUUGAACCCAGCUGAAGGCGUUAUUUGUUUAGGGAAAAAUGAGUAUCUGGAAACGGCAAUUUCCAGAAACAAAGACACUGAAGCAAGGUUGGUACUCAUAUUCACUGCAGAUGUUCAUGACUGUACCCGCAAAACCCAAAGACUUAAGACACACUAUGUUAAGUUCUAGCCCAACACCAGGAUGCUGGGACAAAUGGUGUGAAAACAUUUGCUUGCUUUUAAAUCCUAAAAAAAUAUUUAGCCUAGAAGCCUAUUUGACGGUUUUGCUGUUUUUGUUUAAGAUUUUAUAGGCUUAAUAUUCACACAAUUUAUUAUUAGGACAGCUAAUGCCAUAAGAAUUUAACACUGAGAAUCUGAUGUGAUGAUUGCGUUUAAUUUAUUAGCGUGAAUAUUGGCUCAUAAGCUUGAAAAUCAUAUCAUGGAUUUUUGUAAUAUAGUUAAAAAAAUGUACAAUUUUUACACUGCUGUGCUAUAUUUUCUACACUUUUUCUAGUCAUCUGUGUACUUUUUGAUUUCAGCAUUUAUUUGAUCUCUAUUUGACUGUAUUUAUUUAUUUAUUUAUUUAUUUGGGUGUACAAAGUGAGUCUUGCCGAAUCGCCAAAGAAUUUUAUUUUGUUUGUGUAAUUGUUGAAAAUAGAGUUUGUGCAACUGUUGUUGAUCAUGAGCACGUUUUUAAAAAUUGUUUACGCUUUUUAUACAGUAUUAAAUACCCGCACAAAAAGGAAAUGUGGAACUAAAUGGGUACCCGAUUGGUGUGGUUUCAUUAAAAAAAAAAGUAUAAUUGUAUUAAUUCCCCGGCAAAGAAGUUUUACUCAAAAUAUUACGUUCUCGUAAUUUUAAGAACAUUUCCUUAAUAAUUGAUUUUGAGUGGAAAUAAAGUUUCAAAGUUUUGUCAAAUGAUUACCCAAUGCCGAUGUUUCUUUUAGCUAAACUGCCUUAAUUGUCUCUUUCUACUUGAGAGGUGAAACUGAUAAAUCUUAGAAGGCUUACAGCUGUUACAAUAGUUUGACAGAAUUUUGAAAUAAUCUAAAUUAUCUGGAGAUAAGCCAUACUCUGUUGCAUGACUUUUAUUAAAUUUUACAUUACAUAUAAAUUUAAUAAAUUAUUAAUAUUAUUAUAUUCUAUAUAGUAGUUUUAAACUUAAACAAAAAUAUUUAUAGCCUGCUAAUACGAUAUAAUGUAAAAAACAUAUGAUUACUUUUAGACAAUGAAUGCGUGAAAAACUUUCUAUCCAUGUAUGAAAAUAUAAUUAUCACUAUUUUUUUUACACUGUCAAUUUUGCUGGUGUUUUUACAUUAACGAUUACAUUUAAAAUAAAUGAGGAAAUCAUUAGUUUUACAAAUCGUAAAUACUUAAUAUAUCAGGAUUUAAUAAUAUAUUGUAUUAUACAGUACCUAUUGUAAUUUUUGACAUAAGAAUCGCUAGUCCAACAAAAAUUUUAAAAAAUACACGACAUGACUGAGCUUUGAAAAAUGCUCAAGACUCUUUACAUAAUCUUUGAAAUUAUUGGAAAUUUUCCUCGAAAGGUCAUGUCUACUAUAUUUAUUAUUAAUACUAACUUUGACCUUAAAUUAACCUAAUUCAGAAAUACGUAUAUAUAUAGGGCGUCUCAAAAUGGGAUAUUUUCUUGUAUCUGAAAGGACAUCCAUUUCGAGAAGGCUUAUGCAAAUAGAAAGUUAAUAACCUACUAUGAAUUUAUUAGUACGAUAGUUACCAAACUGAAUUGGGUUAUAUUUAAGUAAUUUAGUUCAUAUAAAACUUUAUAAAAGAAUUAUAAAAUAAUAAAGUUAAUUAUAACGCAAGUUGCUUUUUAUUUCUGA